Molecule: messenger RNA, 3988 nt
Organism: Drosophila sechellia
Lineage: Eukaryota; Metazoa; Arthropoda; Insecta; Diptera; Drosophilidae
Gene: sv
Product: paired box protein shaven
Exons: 10
Coding region: 1136-3187 (683 amino acids)
Biological process (GO): anatomical structure development; regulation of transcription by RNA polymerase II
Molecular function (GO): RNA polymerase II cis-regulatory region sequence-specific DNA binding; DNA-binding transcription factor activity, RNA polymerase II-specific
Source: RefSeq, a predicted model, not a curated record
CUACGCGUUAAUGAAGCAGGCAUGAAGUUGUGCUGUGAUUGGUGCCGUUGCGCACGAUGACAGACCUUCUUUGUGGCUAUUGGUUGAUUUCAAGGCCGCUCGCUUGCUCAUUCCAAUCCCAAAUCUGUAUAUGUCAGCCCAAGACGAGGGAGAUGAAAUUCAAAAUUCAAUAAAUGUUCUUAGUAUUUCGAAAAGGGAGUUUAGUGCUUCUUUUGCUUUUCAACAUAAUACAAUUCAUUUAUAGAGAGUAUUAUAAAUUAAUUGUAAUAUGUUGAAAGCUCAAAUUGUGCCAGCACAAAACCUAAAAUUGCCUAAAAAUAAAGCUUAUUCCGUCCACACAAAUGCUGCCAUGCUCUGAGCGAUUCGAUUGGCCACUACAAGAGCAGCCACCCAGUAUUGUCGUUUGGUGAUGCUACGCCUUGACCGUCCCCCGGCAUUGGACCGUCUUCAUUGGCUGGCUGCACUAAGAUGAAAACGGCAACCGAUACGAAUGGGCGGAGCGGUGUCGUUGUAAGUGUAAAGAGAACGAUGUAUUGCGAAGGACAUGCAUACGCCCGCGCCUCUGCACGUGAAGUAGAGAUAGGGACAAUCAAAAAUUGUAGAAGCAGAUAAGAAUAAGGAAAUCGUGCGCAGAAUCUCUGCGGCUGGCAGCAAACAGUCCGGAAAAAAUGGUUAGCAAUAUUUUACGGUACACAAAACGAAAGAGAAAACACGCUUUUAAAUAAAAGAAAAAUAAUGUCAAUGGCUUGACUAAAGAAGACCAUACCUACAUAAUAAGCCACAGCAACGAGAGUGCUUGGUCCACUUUACUUAUGCAAAGACGUAGACAAACGAAAAUCAAACUUCAUCUUCAACAGCCUGCCGAUGGACAGUGCUUUUCCAGAACGUCAAUCAGAACAUCGGAGCUGCAAUCGGAGCACUUCUAGCUGUUCCGGCAUCGAUUACAGGUUCGGUUUACCGUUACGGUUUGCGGUUGCGGUGCGAUACGUAUAUCACGCUUGCAGUUAAAUCCCACCCUUGAACAAACUUUUAAUAAAAUGGUGAUCAAAGUGAAUACAAUAACGUGAUUGUGUCUAAAUUUUGGUUCGAGAAAGAAAAUAAAAUACUGCUUCAUUAUUAUCUUGAUUACUCUACGAUGGACCUAUCUACAGCAUAUCGCUACAACCAGAACAUGAUGGAAUACUACACAUGUCAUGGAGGCGUUAAUCAACUUGGUGGCGUAUUCGUUAAUGGUCGCCCACUUCCCGAUGUCGUUCGUCAGCGUAUUGUGGAGCUGGCCCACAAUGGGGUCCGCCCAUGUGACAUAUCACGUCAAUUACGGGUUAGUCACGGUUGUGUGUCUAAAAUACUUUCAAGAUAUUAUGAGACUGGUAGUUUUAAAGCUGGUGUUAUUGGCGGGUCCAAGCCAAAAGUGGCCACUCCUCCGGUUGUAGAUGCAAUAGCAAACUAUAAACGCGAAAAUCCCACAAUGUUUGCUUGGGAGAUACGAGAUCGACUUUUGGCAGAAGCUAUAUGCUCCCAAGAUAAUGUUCCCAGCGUUUCUUCGAUAAAUCGAAUUGUAAGGAAUAAAGCCGCCGAGAAAGCCAAACACGUACAUCAUCACCAGCAGCAUCAUGUUUCUCAGAGUCUGGGUGGGGGACAUAUUGCCACGGAAAGUCUUGACAGCAGCACAGGAACAAUCGGGGAACCGCAGCCACCAACUAGUAAUAGCAGUGCUAAUUCUGUUAACACAAACGUAUCGGCGUCGGCGAGUGUACACGCAUCUAUUCCAACGUCUGGCACUGAUUCUGUCCAAGUUUCAGUCGGUCAUAUCAACGCCAAUAGCAAUGAAACCACCCAUAUAAACUUAACGACUGAACAAAGAACGACUGGAUAUAGCAUAAAUGGAAUAUUGGGAAUACAACAUGGACACCAUUCUCACAACAACAAUAACAACAGUAGCGUAAACAAUAACAAUAAUACCGAAUCAAGUUGUAAACGCAAAAGAAUUGAAGCACAUGAUGAGAACCAUGACAUACAUUCCGAUAAUGAUGAUGGAAAACGGCAACGUAUGUCAACGUACAGUGGCGAUCAACUUUAUACCAAUAUUUGGUCAGGAAAAUGGUGUAUAAAAGAUGACCAUAAGCUACUUGCCGAGCUAGGCAAUUUGACAGCAGGCACCGGAAAUUGUCCCGCAACCUACUAUGAAGCAUCUAACGGAUUUUCAACCACCCCGAUAUCAGGAUCUGGUCCCACAGCUUCUGGCAGCGAUACGUCUAUGCUCUACGACAGUAUUACAACGAUUUCGCAAACUCAAAGUUCCAUUUAUACACCAGCAAUCGGACCUUCAAUUGGAGCAGGUUCGCUUACCCCUUUAGUUCCUAUUAGUAUGCAUGAAAUGAAGCUUAGCGCAAAUUCAAUACAGGAACAAACAGUCCCUCCCUUUUAUACAGCUCUAGCAUUUGACGGAAACUACACAUCAAUGACCACUUUGGAACCUUGUUCAUCCUUAGUCGGGCAAGAACACAUUUUAAUGCCCGAAAACUCGGAUUCGACUACCCUUUGCCCGAUUAGUACUAGGACAGUGCCAGACAUUACGGAAACUAAUAGUACUCGUAUUAAAGAGACCCUGACGAAUAGUGAUGGAGGCAGCGAAGAUAAUAAUAAGGAACCUGAAAAGUCUAACUCUAAUUCGCAAUCCAGUGAUCAUAUUGUCUUGCCACAUCUGCAUCAUAUAGGAGAAGAGCAAUUAAGAGGAAAUAGACGAUCACACUUAAACACAAGCACGCAUCCAUCUUCUCUAAUACUUCUGCAGCCGAGCGGAGGAAAUAUCAACCCGUCUGAAAAUCGAUUAGAUGUUGAGCCCAAUCUAAGUAAUAACGUAGGCCUUUAUUCAACACCUACAGUGCUACCAAGUUUUAAUCACUACUCCGCAGGCUGCAGCUCGGUUGUACCCGGUUCAGAUUACGCCUACAAUCCUGCAUAUACACAGUAUGGCGGAGCUUACGGAUCCUAUGGUUACGGCACUGGAAGUGGCUUGAUAAAUUCAUCCUACUACUACGAAAGCGGACAAACACAAUCACCAUUAACACAAGAUCUGCGUUCACCUUUAGUAGCAACACGCGCAAACUCUCUAGCAUCAGCUGCAUCACCCGGAAGCGGCAGUGCGUGCACAAAAUCCGAAUCAUCGGACAUUUUUCUUGCUUAAUUAAGCUUCAUAUAAAUAGUGAGUAUAAGAGCUUACACAAAUACUACAUAAAGUUUUAUUAACAUUUACAUAAAUGAUUAAUUUUAAGAUAUUUAAUUUUUGUUAAAGUAUUUCUCAGUGUUUCUGUUUGCUGUAAAUACUCACACCAGUACGGUUUAUAAUGAAUCAAAUUAUACCAAAUCUUAAAAUAAAGUACACUUUGAUUAAAAGUCCAGAUAAAAUGAGAGGAUUUUAUAAUUUUUCAAGAAAAAUGCAUUUAUAAAAAUUUUAAUUACACCCAUUUGUAUGCUAUAUAACCUGCUUUUCUCUCUCUAUCCAAUAAAAACGGGACUAGAGAAUAUUUAAGCAUAUAAAAAGAACAAACAUUACUACAUGUGAAAAACAAAAUCUUUGCAAAAAGAUUCGCAUUUAUUAAUAAAUUUAGGUUACAAUAUAAGAAGGUAUAUUUAUAAGAGUAAGGAAUAUGAAAUAUUACAAAAAUAGUAAGCCACUCAACUACAUACCAAUGAAACCAAAAUGUCCAUUAAGGCAAAAUCAACCAAAAAUGUUAGAACAAAAGUUUAAAAAACUUUUUUAUAUUUUAAGCUUAAUAUUGUUAAGCUAAAAAAAUAUAAGAAAUUAUAUAUAAAUGUAAAUAAAUAAAUGACUAUUAUAAAUAAUUUUUAAGUCAAUAAAUGCGCAAACUUGAAAGUCUACAUAAUUACUAAUUGGUGCGCAUACAAAAAACGAUGUUAUUAACUAUAAUAUAAAAUGAAAAUGGAGUCAAUUAAUCCAUGAACUGCAAUAAUAUUUUUUACUUUA